Saccharomyces mikatae IFO 1815 is the source of this 513-nucleotide messenger RNA. It is a transcript of the gene MIC19, whose product is annotated as Mic19p. The coding region runs from base 1 to 513 and encodes 170 amino acids. The transcript has a single exon. NCBI's taxonomy places the organism in Eukaryota, Fungi, Ascomycota, Saccharomycetes, Saccharomycetales, Saccharomycetaceae. The record is from RefSeq and is a predicted model, not a curated record.
AUGGGUUCAAAUACUUCUAAAGUGGGUGCUGGUGCCGAACAACAACAAGUAUACACUCCGCUAACACAGAUCGACUUUUCACAGUCCUUAGUUUCUCAAUUGGAUUCAUCGAAGGAAUCAGACUAUGUCACCAAGCAAAAUGCGGAAAAGUUCAUUGAAAAGAAGGUUUCCCAAAGACUUUCUGACCUGGAAGUAGAAACGUUGAAAAAGUUCGAAAACACUUUGAAUAAUUCACUAUUAACGGACGAUGAUAAGGAUGUCGUUGGUGGGGUAUCAUCAAGUUCAUUAAAUGAUCAGAUCGAGUCCUUGAACAAAAAAAUAACCUUAUUUGAUCAGUUAGAGUUACAGAAGCUGGAAAAAUACGGUGGCGCCAAAGGUAAAUGUGAUGACAAGAACGACAAAGGAAAUGUUUCUAUUAAGGCAAAAUUGACUGAGUGUCUUUUGGCCAAUAAGGGUAAACCAUUGAAUUGUUAUGAAGAAAUGGAAGAAUUUAAGAAACUCGUAAUUGGAUGA